Messenger RNA from Aspergillus aculeatinus CBS 121060, 1528 nucleotides. RefSeq lists its product as uncharacterized. The coding region runs from base 141 to 1190 and encodes 349 amino acids. NCBI's taxonomy places the organism in Eukaryota, Fungi, Ascomycota, Eurotiomycetes, Eurotiales, Aspergillaceae. The transcript has a single exon. The record is from RefSeq and is a predicted model, not a curated record.
GUAAGGUUAAGCUCUUGCAAGGAAAUCGAACCUAUCUAUCCAAGGAUGCUGAAAGACUUGCCUGAGACCUGGCAUUCAUAAAGACUCCCUGUUCUAGUGUUCCCAAGAUUCUACGCUAAAGUGGUGGUCGUCGAUCUUUCAUGAAACAAACAAUGCCAAUGUCAACGGGUAUAAAGCCACAGCCGUUGCCGAUCAUUUUAUACUCCCAACAACAUCAUUGGCUCAUUCGUCAAGGUCAAGUCUACCAUUACCAGAACCGACGGACACUAGUCACGGUGUGCAUCUUAUCCACCCAAGCCCUACUACCCUUGUCUAACUCUGCGACAAUGUCUCGAAUCACUGUCAUGUUCGUCUAUCCCCUUCUCUUCGCCCUCACGGUGAUUGGAAUGGGAAUACCCAACCGUACUGAACCCGGUGCGGAGCUCGAGGCGUAUCACGCCUACGCCAUGUGGAACCCGCACUCCGCGGCUUUCGACACCAUUCUGCUGGACAACGUCAUGCAGGAAUACCUGCGCGAGCAAGGCAGCAUCAUGGUGCUGAAGCCCGAGCCGGAGGCGUACGCUCUCGGCGUCGACCUCGUGACGAACGUCGAGCGUCUGAUGAACGAUGUUGUCCUGGAGCUCUUGGCGCUCCUUCCUGGCCGCGCGGAGGACCAUUUCGCGGAGAUUGAGGAAGUCUGCGAUCUCAUGUUUGGCAAGGGGCUCGCCGCGAUUCUGGUUGAAGAGUUUCUGGAGGAGGCCACUAUGGAGGACCUGAACGAUCUCGAGCUCACGGUGGGUCUCCUCCAGCGCGCCGUCGAUGGCCUCGUGCCGGACAUUCGCGCCCUCCUGCCCAAGUUGGAGCAGGUGGUCGGCCAUGUGAUGCACUUCGGUGAGGAGGAAGACACCACCACUCCCGCAGACAUGUUGCAGAAAAUUGAGCACUACCUUCUCGAGGAGGUCUUCCUUUCUCCGGAUGUGGUGGCUGUUUUGCGCAAGGUCAAGGACUAUGGUGCAAAGUUUCAGAAAGUCCUGCCCCGGCAGUUUCGGGAGCGGUUCGUCCAGCUCACGCCACCCGGCGGCUGGGCGUUCGAGUUGUCACUGAAUGUGAAUAGUGGCGAGGAUGAGGCUGAGCUGACGAUUGAUUUGAGUAUCCAGGAUAUCCUCAACCGCUGGGAAGAGCGCAAAGCUUCUGAGAAGGUCGAGCUCUAGGUGGUUGGUCGGAUAUCGCCGGAUGGAACAUCCCUUUUCUAUCUUGAACAGGCAUUUCAUUGAUUUUAGACUGUUUUGCUGUGAAGAAAAAUAUUAUCUAUUACAUCUUUCACCUUUAGUAAUCUCAGAGAUUGUACCUUGCGUAUACUUUAACCAGGCUUUUGUCCGUUUCUGCGCAGUUCUAAAGUGGUGUGUGGAUGGGGCUGGAGCCAAGAUCUCGACCUGCAAUGUAGACAGUUGCCACCAACCUUAUUAUGACCUCCUUUCACGACGAGUGAUACUGUGCCUUGUUGGCAAAUAAUGUCCAGCUAAGUCUGUAUAAGCACAAAACUAUCCAC